AAGCCUCUGUGAAGCACAUGCUCCAGAAGUAGAGGUGUCCUGCUCUGGCUGUACUGUACUAUCGUCUCACGUGUCUCUGCUCCAUCUCUCUCAUCUUUCACUAUGUCUGUCCAGCUAGUCGUAUCUCUCCUAGCUCUAGCUUCUCUGAAUGCUGCAUCUGCACCACUCUGUAAAGAACUGGUCAAACCCCUGGUACUGGAGGACCAUACUGAGAUCUAUGGCAAAUGGGUGUAUGUGAUGGGGUCUAAGGAUCAUUCAGUCUUCCAAAAAGCUUUGGGGACUCUGAAAAGCUCCUGGAUUGACCUGUCGGCUACAUCUGACCAUCAAGUACUCACACUACGUUGGGGAUACCGCAUUGAUGGCAAAUGCGUUGUCGGUGCAACAAAUGCUACCAUCUCCGGCACCACCUCCACAGUUCACAUUCAUUUGUCUGAACACAAAGGUCAGUACCUGGAGACCUGCCCUGACUGCCUACUAUGGUCAGACACCUCUCGUAAUGGAGAAAUCACUGGCAGAUACCUACUCCUGUUUACAAGGUCAGGGAAAAUGGAUCCCACAUACCUGGACACCUAUAAGAACCAGGCAGAGUGCCUGAACUUCCCAGAGACACACCACAUCUAUGAUGGAGAAACAGAGCUGUGCCCCGAUGACAACCAUAAGGAGAAGGUGGUGGAUGAGGAUACUAUGGAAGAGAAGCAGACUACAGAGGAAGAGAAGACUACUGAGAAGAACCCGACUACAGAGAAGAAUCCGACUACAGAGGAAGAGAAGACUACGGAGAAGAAUCUGACUACAGGGAAGAAUCCGACUACAGAGGAAGAGAAGACUACGGAGAAGAAUCUGACUACAGAGGAAGAGAAGACUACUGAGAAGAACCCAACUACAGAGAAGAAUCCGACUACAGAGGAAGAGAAGACUACGGAGAAGAAUCCGACUACAGAGGAAGAGAAGACUACGGAGAAGAAUCUGACUACAGGGAAGAAUCCGACUACAGAGGAAGAGAAGACUACGGAGAAGAAUCUGACUACAGGGAAGAAUCCGACUACAGAGGAAGAGAAGACUAUGGAUUGAGCAAAACAACCAGAUCCUCACUAUUGUGCCCAACAUCUCUUUAGUGGAACUUUGAUCCCAGAACUAUCUAACCAAAUAUGACAUGUACUUUCAUACGUCUUUAAAUCAUGUAUUACAUACACAGGGAGUGAUAUGACCAUGUAAUGAUAAAAAAUGCUAACGUUUUUACCGUGAAUGUUUUCAUGUCUUUACUGUUUCUUUGAUAGUUACAGUUAUAACAGUUCAAUAUAACUGUCCAAACAUACAUUUAAAUAAAGACAUUCAAACUCAUUUUGUAACUAAUUCCAUUGAAGUAAAUCUGAAUAAAAUGUAUCAUUGGUUAUACAAUGUAAAACUUCCUGUAGGUUAGUGAGGAGUUAAGAAAUCAGAUAACCGUCAACUACUUUCAUACUUAACUUGAAAUGUGUAGACAGCCAAUGUAAACUAUUCAUGUUAAUACUGUGGUUUUGAGACACUGCAUGACAAUAUGGACUAUUUCUUAAACGUUUAUAUAGAGCACAUAGUAAUUAUACAGGUAACUGCCAAAACAAAGGAAACAGCAACAUUAAGUGUCUUAACAGGGCAGGCCACCACGAGCCAGAACAGCUUCAAUGCACCUUGGCAUAGAUUCUACAACUGCUUGCAUCUCGAUUGGAGGAAUGUUACACCAUUCUUCCAUGAGAAAAUUCCAUAAUUUGGAGUUUGUUGAUGGUGGUGGAAAACACUCUCAGGCACCACUCCAGAAUCUGCCUUAAGUGUUCAAUUGGGUUGAGAUCUGGUGACUGAGACCGCAAAGGCAUAUGGUUUACAUCAUUUUCAUGCUCAUCAAACCAUUCAGUGACCACUCGUGCUCUGGAUGGGGGCAUAGCCAUGGUAGCCAAAAUAAUGGUAUUCCCAAUAUUUAUAUAUAUAUAUAUGACGCUAAGCAUGAAUGGAUAUUAAUUGCUUACUUAACUCAGGAACCACACCUGUGUGGAAGCACCUGCUUCAAUAUACUUUAUAUCCCUCAUUUACUCAUGUGUUACCUGUACAUUGUCAUGAACUAAAUACAUAAGUAUUCUGACCCUUUACUCUGUACUUUGUUGAAGCACCUUUGGCAGCGAUUACAGCCUUAAGUCUUCUUGGGUAUGACGCUACAAGCUUGGCACACCUGUAUUUGGGGAGUUUCUCCCAUUCUUCUCUGCAGAUCCUCUCAAGCUAUGUCAGGUUGGAUGGGGAGCUAUUUUCAGGUCUGGCGAGCUAUUUUCAGGUCUCUCCAGAGAUGUUCGAUCUGGUUCAAGUCCGGGCUCUGGCUGGGUCACUCAAGAACAUUCAGAGACAUGUCCCGAAGCCAAUCCUGCGUUGUCUUGGCUGUGUGUUC
Molecule: messenger RNA, 2410 nt
Organism: Oncorhynchus gorbuscha (pink salmon)
Lineage: Eukaryota; Metazoa; Chordata; Actinopteri; Salmoniformes; Salmonidae
Exons: 6
Coding region: 103-1071 (322 amino acids)
Source: RefSeq, a predicted model, not a curated record